Messenger RNA from Colletotrichum spaethianum, 1197 nucleotides. RefSeq lists its product as uncharacterized. NCBI's taxonomy places the organism in Eukaryota, Fungi, Ascomycota, Sordariomycetes, Glomerellales, Glomerellaceae. The transcript has a single exon. Bases 1 to 1197 code for a protein of 398 amino acids. The record is from RefSeq and is a predicted model, not a curated record.
AUGGACGACCCCGCGGCCCAUCUCGCGCCCCUCCUCACCCCCGACGACCUCCUUGCCUUCACAGCCUCCCUCUCCCUCCCGCCGCCGACCCAAACGGAGCCUCUGACCGUGACGGCGGCCUUUCACCGGAUCUACCUCCUCCACUUCCCGCCCUCGGCCGCCGCGGACCUCGCGCCGGCGAGGGCGAACGCAGACGGCACCAUCACCCUCGUCCUGCGCGUCUCGGGCCGGCACCUCCCACGCGUCAAGACGGAGAACGAAGUCGCGAUGAUGCGCUGGGUCCGGGAGAACACCUCGGUCCCCGUGCCGGCUGUGAUACGAUGGGACAGCGGGUGCGCGAACGUGUUGGGGUGCGAGUUCACGCUGUUGGAAAGGGUGCCUGGGAGGAGUGCAAAUGCGGUGAUAUGGGCGCUUGGCGAGACGCAGAGGAAGAUGAUGGUCGGAGAGAUUGUGAGGUUCCUCGCAGAGUUGUGGGAGAAGUCGGCAUUUGUGUGGAAGCAUGUGGGCGGGUUGAGGGUCGACGAGACGGGAGAGAUUGUGCCUGGGCCGGUGGUGGAUGAGUGGUUCUGGAUGGCGCCUGAUGUCGAGCGGUAUUGGGCGGGCGGGGAGGAGUCGCCGGAGACGCUGAACCCGAUCGGGGGUGCGUUUUCCGGGUGGGCAGAGCAGUUGGACAAGAGUGUUGAGAAGUACGUCUACGCGAUCGAGAGGCACCCGUCGCUGGAGUGGAUGAGGGAUCUAGUAUCGAGAUUGGGGGCGUAUAGAUUGUAUGUUAGAGAGUACGCUGGGGAGUUGAAUGAUACGAGAUACGUCCUCGCCCAUCGGGAUUUACAUCUCGCCAACGUCAUGGUCGAUGAGGAGGGGGCGGUGACGGGGUUAUUGGACUGGGAGUUUGGAGGGGUUGUACCGGGGCCGAGAUGGGAUCCGCCGAACGCGUUUCUGUAUCCCUGGGGCGGCGAGGGGAACGAGGCGAAGGACGAGAGGGAGCAGAUGAGGGGGUGGGCGAGGGAGAUUUGCCAGGAGAAGGGGAUAGAGCUGGAGGUUGUUACUGGCGUACCGUAUCAGGGGAUACAGGAACCUGCACAGAGGGUUGUCAACUUCACGAGAGCGAUCUGUGAGGUUUGUCCCAAGGGUGAGGGAGAAAAGGCGAAAGCAUGGAGGGGGUCUUUGGAGAGCGAGCUGACGAAGCUGGGGUUGUAA